Cyphellophora attinorum is the source of this 1437-nucleotide messenger RNA. Its product is annotated as Mitochondrial-processing peptidase subunit beta. The record is from RefSeq and is a predicted model, not a curated record. Lineage: Eukaryota; Fungi; Ascomycota; Eurotiomycetes; Chaetothyriales; Cyphellophoraceae. Gene Ontology annotation, molecular function: metal ion binding; metalloendopeptidase activity. The coding region runs from base 1 to 1437 and encodes 478 amino acids. Gene Ontology annotation, cellular component: mitochondrion. The transcript has 4 exons.
AUGGCGACACAGCGGCUGGCGCUCAACCUGCGACAAUCCCUGCGAAGCCGACAAGCUCUUAACAGCAUCCGAAGUCCCGUCAGAAGAUACGCAAACCCCGUCGAGAACUCUCGAACAGAAUCCACAACUCUCUCAAAUGGUCUGACGAUCGCGACUGAGCACUCACCAUGGGCUCAAACAUCAACGGUCGGCAUGUGGAUCGAUGCAGGUAGCCGGGCAGAAACAGACAAAACCAAUGGCACAGCUCAUUUUCUCGAGCAUCUGGCGUUCAAGGGUACCGGAAAUAGAACACAGCAACAGCUUGAGCUAGAAAUCGAGAACAUGGGCGGCCACCUGAAUGCUUACACAUCGCGCGAGAACACUGUUUACUACGCAAAGUCCUUCAACAAUGACGUCCCCAAGACAGUCGAUAUCCUCUCAGAUAUCCUUCAGAACUCGAAACUCGAUCCUCAAGCCGUAGAGCGUGAACGAGAUGUGAUCCUCCGAGAGCAAGAAGAGGUCGACAAGCAGCUGGAAGAGGUCGUCUUCGACCACCUACACUCGACUGCUUUCCAGGGCCAGCCCCUCGGCCGCACCAUCCUCGGACCCCGCGACAACAUCCUCUCGAUCAACCGUCAAGAUCUCGUUGACUACAUCAAGACCAACUACACUGCAGACCGAAUGGUUCUCGUCGGAGCAGGUGGCAUCCCCCACGAAGACCUUGUUAAGCUCGCCGAGAAGCACUUUGGCAGCUUGCAGUCCGCCCCUCCCACCUCAUAUGCCGCCGAAGUCGCCGCUGAGCAGAAGCGCAAGCCUCAGUUCAUCGGCUCAGAAGUCCGCAUCCGAGACGACUCCAUCCCAACAGCACACAUCGCCAUCGCGGUCGAGGGCGUAAGCUGGAAGGACGACGACUACUUCACUGCACUCGUCACCCAAGCUAUCGUCGGCAACUGGGACCGCGCUAUGGGCCAGACGCCUUACAUGGGCAGCAAGCUCGCCGGAUUUGUGAACUACCACAACCUCGCCAACAGCUUCAUGAGCUUUUCGACUAGCUAUAGCGAUACUGGCCUCUGGGGAAUCUACCUCGUCUCCGAAAACCGCACCCAACUAGACGACCUAAUCCACUUCACCCUCCGCGAAUGGUCGCGCCUCUCCAUCAACGUCUCCGAAGCCGAGGUCGAGCGCGCCAAAGCUCAGCUCAAAGCCUCCAUCCUCCUCUCCCUCGACGGCACGACCGCCGUGGCAGAAGACAUCGGCCGCCAGAUCGUCACUACGGGACGAAGGAUGGAUCCGGCGGAGAUCGAGAGGGUAGUAGGCGGGAUCACGGAGAAGGAUGUGAUGCGGUUCGCGCAGAAGAAGUUAUGGGAUCAGGAUAUUGCGUUGAGUGCGGUCGGGAGUGUGGAGGGGAUAUUGGAUUAUAACCGGAUUCGGAAUGAUAUGUCGAGGAUGAGUGCGUAG